AUUACUACGAGAUUUUAUGAAAGUUUUUGAUCGACUAUUUUGAUCGGCGAAGAUGGUGGCAAACUGCAACGUCACGCCCGAGGUCGAGGAAAUGGAAGUACAGAUCCUGUCCCCCCGACUAGGAGAGACUAGGAAGGCGAUCUUUCUGGAGUCUAACGGCUUAUUGUACAAGCCCAUCAGCGAGGACGUCGACAAAACACAGAUCUCGGACUCCGACACGAAGCCGUGGUCUGGCCAUUUGUUCUGUAUGUUCGUGAUGUUCGGGAUUGCGUCUCUAACACCCUGGAAUAUGUUCAUCACAGCAACUUCCUACUUCGAGUCCAAGUUCAACGGCUCCACUCCGGCCAUCGAAGAAAACUUCCAGAACUAUUUCCAAACCGGAGCAAUAUGCACGGACGUGUGUAUCAGUUUCCUGACGGUACCCUUAGUUCGCUACAUCAAGAUCCCAAAACUGAUUUAUUUCUCAAACUCAGUCAUGCUCAGCAUGUUCGUGCUGACAGCGGUCUUGGCUAAAGUGGACUCCACGUUGUGGGCUAAAGACUUCUUCCUCCUGACGGAAGUAUGUUUUUGUAUGAUGUGCGGUGGUGGGGCUAUGUUUAUCAGCACCAUGUGGGCUGUCACCUCCUCUAUGAACACUAUCUACACUGAAGCGUUCCUGAUCGGCAUGACCUUGGCAGGGAUAAUCGCAUCAGUGCUCAAUAUCGUCACUUUGUCUAUCCCCGGGAUAGACUUCGUGGAGGCAGGGUUCUGGUACUUUGUAGCAGCAGCUGUGAUUCUGUUAGUGUCCCUGGUGUUAUUCUCCCAGUUCCACUGCCAUUACUACCAGGAGAGUUACAAGGAGGUGGACUCUAAGUCUCCAGUGUCACCAGACGUGGAGUCAACUGAGUCUAAGACGGAAAGGACCCCAAUGUACCAGCUGAUAAAGGACACCUUUACCCAGGGGUAUUGUUGCUUCUCUGUCCUCUACGUCACCUUCAUCAUGUUUCCCGCAGUCCUGUCAACCCUCACGUCUACGGACGAGAUCCCAGUUCAACCUGGGCAGUCCGGUAUUUCCUGCCCGUGGUCUUGUUUCUGGUGUUCAACGUGGGAGAUCUACUAGGACGUCUAUUUGCACGCGUCGCGGAGUUUCCAGGACGACGUGUUAUACCCUGGUAUACCACUGCGCGGCUGCUCUUUGUUUUCCUGAUGGUAA
Molecule: messenger RNA, 1192 nt
Organism: Bolinopsis microptera
Lineage: Eukaryota; Metazoa; Ctenophora; Tentaculata; Lobata; Bolinopsidae
Product: equilibrative nucleoside transporter 3-like
Exons: 2
Coding region: 53-1099 (348 amino acids)
Biological process (GO): nucleoside transmembrane transport
Cellular component (GO): plasma membrane
Molecular function (GO): nucleoside transmembrane transporter activity
Source: RefSeq, a predicted model, not a curated record